AUGUUAUUACUACGUAUGGUGGCGCUUGCCACCACGGCGGCUGGAUAUGUGGUCACCACCAUGGUGAGCCAAAAGGCCACUUGCUAUCUCUAUCCGGAAUCGUUGAGAAACGAUGGCCAGGAGGUUGACGAUGUCCCCUCAAUCCACCAGGCCUUUGCAACGUGCGGCCAGAAUGGCGAUGUCGUCUUCACCGACGGUGUUUUCAAUAUCCAGUCGGUGAUGAAUACGACAAACCUCGCUAACUGCGACGUGCUCCUGCAAGGAGAGCUUCGCUUCUCAACCGACAUCGCCUACUGGCUGUCUCAUUCAUACGACGUGGUUUUCCAGAACCAAUCGACCGCGUGGCUCUUCGGCGGUGAAAACGUUACCUUCCGCGCGGAUGGCGGUUGGUACAACGGCCAGGGACAGGCUUGGUACACCCAGAACCAGAACCACAGUAAUCAGCCCGGCCGACCGAUCAGCAUCACGUUCACUGAAUCUAAGAAUCUACUUGUGGAUGGUCUGCGCAUCAUUCAGCCCCAGUUCUGGGCUACGUUCGUGACAUACAGCCAGAAUGUCUCCCUCACGAACCUCUACGUCAAUGCGACAAGUAAUGAUCAAUGGGGGACCGUCAACACAGACGGUUAUGAUUCGUGGAACAGUGACACGCUUCUUGUUGAGAACGCCAUUGUCCAAAAUGGCGAUGACUGCAUCGCAGCUAAAGGAAAUACCACGAACCUCCACGUGAAAAACGUCACCUGCUACGACAACUUCGGCAUGACCAUCGGCUCGGUCGGUCAAUACCCCGAUAUGCCAGACUACGUGGAAAACGUCACAUUUGAAGACGUCACCUGUAUCAACUGCAUGGAAGGCGCGUUCAUCAAAACCUGGCAAGGCAUCACAAACGACGACAACCUGAACAACAACGCCGGUGGCGGCGGCAGCGGCGUGAUCAAGAACGUGACAUAUCGCAACUUUGACAUGACAAAUGUCGCCCUCCCGAUCCAAAUCUCACAAUGCAUCUAUACCGAGGCGGAUGGAAAAUACUGCAACACAUCCAAGAUGGCUAUCCAGGACAUCACCUGGUCAAACAUCAAAGCGACAACGAGGUACAACGUCGGUGCAUCAAUCUACUGCUCCGAUGUGCAUCCGUGCCCGGGAAUCAAGUUCGAAAACGUGCAGCUCGAGUCCGUCAAUAGCACGCUUGGCUUGCCGAUGUAUGGAACCACCCUACAGGACGAGGUAUACCAGUGCAAGAACAUUGUGGAUCAGGAUUCUACCGGUGUGCCUUGCAAUCGUGUUGCGCCGAAUAAUUACGGUCAAGUCGUGACCUCUAAUAUCAAAGAGUAG
Molecule: messenger RNA, 1329 nt
Organism: Penicillium olsonii
Lineage: Eukaryota; Fungi; Ascomycota; Eurotiomycetes; Eurotiales; Aspergillaceae
Source: the annotation of a GenBank genome assembly